Messenger RNA from Ostertagia ostertagi, 987 nucleotides. Lineage: Eukaryota; Metazoa; Nematoda; Chromadorea; Rhabditida; Trichostrongylidae. The record is from the annotation of a GenBank genome assembly.
AUGCUGGUGCUGGACAGCCGCCGGCCGUCCACGGCCGUCAUCUCGAAGAUGUGCAGCCGCUGCUCGCUGAUGGCGAUGGCCUGGUCGGCCACGUUGAUGCGCCACCGCCGCCAGCGCGAAGCCGACGAUCACGCCCGGCAUCACCUGGCUGAGGCGCAGCGCCUCGCCCUUGAGCACGGCCAUCAUCAGCGUGUUCUGCGCCAGGCCCGGCACCCAGUAGUACCAGCCCGCCUCGCCGCCCGGGUUGAGCAGGCUGAUCAUCGGCAUCAGCGUGACGGCGGUGAUGACGAGGGUGCUGCCGGCCUGGGCCUCCUUGAAGGUCUUGGAACGGAUGGCCAUGGCCAUCAGCAGGGCCGACAGCCCCGCGGCCAGCGGCAGCUGCAGCAGCCAGAAGGCCAGCACUUCGGGCCCGCCGAAGCUGAACUGGGCCUGCAGCACGUCGCUCUUCAGCAGCCACUGCGCCGGCACGAAGCUCACGCUGGACAGCAGCGCCACCGCCAUGCUGAGCAGCGCCACCGCGCCCCACUUGCCGGCCACGAGCGCGCCGCUGCCGCACUGCAGUUCGGUGGGAAUGCCGUCGACGCGGCAGGGCUUGAGCACGGCCGCCUGCGCGAGCGGGGCGGCGAGGGCCAGGGCGGCGGCGAGCGCGAGAGCGCGCCGGGCGGGGAAGGGCAUGACAGACCUCCAGGAAUCGGAUGGCCGGCAGUAUCCGGGCGCGCGGCCCGGUGGCCGGCCGUCCGAGGAUGGCUGGCGACCUGGUGCGUUGAAUGGCGCCUGACAGCACAUGAACGGCGGCGUAUGCUGCGGCCACACCCACGCCGAGGCCUCAGCAUGCAGACCCUGGACGAAAUGCGCGACCGCUGCCUGCUCACGCCCCAGCAGCAUGCCGACAUCGGCGCCUGGGUGAGCCAGGCCCGCACGCCGGAGGGCCAUCCUGGCGAUGCCCGAGGACCUGUGGCGCAGCGCUGGAGCUGGCCAGCGUGCUGA